Mangifera indica (mango) is the source of this 872-nucleotide messenger RNA. Its product is annotated as probable glutathione S-transferase parA. The transcript is spliced from 2 exons. NCBI's taxonomy places the organism in Eukaryota, Viridiplantae, Streptophyta, Magnoliopsida, Sapindales, Anacardiaceae. The record is from RefSeq and is a predicted model, not a curated record. The coding region runs from base 16 to 816 and encodes 266 amino acids. Gene Ontology annotation, biological process: glutathione metabolic process. Gene Ontology annotation, molecular function: glutathione transferase activity. Gene Ontology annotation, cellular component: cytoplasm.
GAAAGCUCAUAAGCAAUGACAUCAUACUUGCGCCCUGACCUUCUUGCGUACAUUUCUAAUAAUGAAAAUGUUAUAAAUAGCCCAACUAUCUCAUCACCAAUUCACUACAAAUUUGAUAUCAUAUUUCUUUUCUUGUACAAUUCAUUGUUGAAGCAAAUGGAGAACCAACUGCUUUUGUUGGAUUUUUGGGCAAGCUCUUUUGCAGUAAGAGCGAGAAUCUCAUUGGCUGAAAAGGGAAUCAAGUACGAAAGCAGGGAAGAGAAUCUGUUUGAUAAAAGUCCGCUACUGUUAGAGAUGAAUCCAGUUCAUAAGAAAGUCCCUGUACUAAUUCAUAAUGGAAAACCCAUUUGUGAAUCCCUUGUGAUUAUUCAAUACCUCGACGAGGUUUGGCCUCACAAAUCUCCUCUUCUCCCUUCUCAUCCUUACCUCCGAUCUCAAGCAAAAUUCUGGGCUGAUUAUGUCGACAAAAAUCUAUACGGUAUUGGGAGGAGGAUUUGGAGUGGCAAAGGAGAAGAUCAAGAGGCAGCAAAGAAAGAGUUAAUCGUGCUUCUCAAAAAUUUGGAAGCGGAGCUCGGAGACAAACCGUACUUUGGCGGAGAGAAUUUUGGGUUUGUCGACGUGGCAUUGAUUCCGUUCACCGCGUGGUUUUACACAUAUGAGACACGUGGCAAUUUCAGUAUUGAAGCUGAGUGUCCCAAAAUUGUUGCAUGGGCAAAGAGGUGCAGGGAGAAGGAGAGCGUGUCUAAGUCACUGCCUCAUCCUCAUAAGAUUUAUGAUUAUGCAAUGGACCUUAAGAAGAAAUUGGGGAUAGAAUAGACCCUGCUUUUGCUUUGAGACAGAAAUAAAUGGAUUCAUGCCACCUUUUUUUUUUU